AUGCAGUCCUUUCGAGAAAGGUGUGGUUUCCAUGGCAACCAGCAGAGCUACCAGCCGACUUCACAAGAUACAUCACGCCUGGAGAAUUACAGGCAUCAAAGUCAGGCAGGGCCGAACUGCGAGCGGCAGAGGCUGGUGGCGAAGGAGUACUACAGUCAGCAGCAACUGCCGUACUCGGGCUACGAGAACAGCACCGUGGAGAAAUACCACCGGGGAAACAAGCAAUUAGCAGGGCAGCAGCUGCAAGGCAGGCCGGCCUUUUCCAAUUACGCUGUGCAGGAGAACAGCCCCUAUCCGGCCCGUUAUUCAGGGGAGGAGAGCUUGCAGGCAUGGGGUGGCCAGCCGCAGGCGCUGCCCGGCGACGGGGCCAAGUAUGAGGACAGCCCGCCGCAGCCCCCGCAGCCCCCGCAGCCCUUGCAGGGGCGGCAUCACACCCCAGAGACCCUCCACUACCAAAACCUGGCCAAGUACCAACAUUACAACCAGCCAGGACAGACCUACUGCCAGGGUGACGCGCCACCUGUUCGAACGCCGGAGCAAUACUACCAGACCUUCAGCCCCAGCGCCAGCCACUCACCGGCUCGCCCCCUCGAAAUGCUGAACCCUUCUCCCACCGACGGGACGAGCCCCGACGCUCAGUCCGGGAACUGCAAAAACUUGCAGAAGGAGAAGCUGCCCGAAAACCUGCUGUCGGACCUGAGCCUGCAGAGCCUGACGGCGCUCACCUCCCAGGUGGAGAACAUCUCCAACACCGUCCAGCAGCUGCUGCUUUCCAAAGCAGCUGUGCCCCAGAAAAAGGGCAUCAAGACCCCGGCGAGGACCCCUGAGCAGCUCAAGGGGCAGCACUGCAGCCCCGAGAGCAGCACCUACUCGGCAGAGCAGGUGGGGACCCCCCUGUCCGACCCGCUGAGCACCCCCCAGUCCGUCCACGCCGAGACGCAGGACGCCGACUAUCUCAGUGGGUCGGAGGACCAGCUGGAGAGGACUUUCCUGUACUGCAACCAGAACCGCAGCCCUGCCCGCGUCAACAGCAACUCCAAGCCGAAGCCCGAGUCGGUGUCCACCUGCUCUGUGACCUCCCCGGACGACAUGUCCACCAAAUCGGACGACUCCUUCCAGAGCAUCCACGCCAGCCUGCCCCUAGAGACCUUCACCAAGUACGUGACCAACGAACGGGACUGUCCCCGGCUGCUCCUCAGCGCCCUGUCCCAGGAGGAGCUGGCUUCCGAGAUCAUUGUCCUGCAGGACGCCAUCAGCGAGAAGGCGGACAAAGCCUGGGCCAACUCACCCAUGCUGAGCAAAGAGGCCACUAAGUCCCCCUUCCAGCUGGAGAACCACCGGCCCUGCCUGGACUCCAUGGUGAAGGGUGCCUGGCCCAGCCAGGGCGACUCCAGCACACUCACCGAGCCCCUCAAGCUGGACAAGGCUUCGGGGGCCAGCACAGGGAAGGACUUUGGCGAGGAGGUGUAUGAGGGUCCCCAGGUGGAGUUCACAGCCGCCGAGACCAAGGAUGCACUGAAGGAUGCGGCCCCGCUGGCAUUCAACUCCAAGCCCAGCAUCCCGGCGGCGACGUCGAGCGCGGGGGCCACUGGCUACAGCUGCUACUCGAACACCACCGCCAACUCGGUGGGGUCCGAGAAUGCCAUGGAGCACUUCGACUGGCCGGAGGAGAGCCUGGGCGAGGCAUGCCUGCGGUGGAAGGAGCUGGGCUCAGGGCUGCAAGCCACCGACCUCCCCAAGGGCUUGUUCCCCGGCAAAUUGGUGGGCUCCUGCAAGGAGAAAAAAAAUGCCUGUGGCUUGGAUCUGUGCGACGGCGAGCAGCCGGCCAAGAGCGAGCCGGCCCGGGAUUUUGGCCAGCAGGUGAUGGAGGAGGAAGAGGAGGAGACACUGACCUAUGAUGAGGCCACAAAGGCAGACAGUGAGAGGUGGCUGCAGGACACCCGGCACUGCUGCUCGACCGGGGACUUCAGCGAGAUCCCCAUCAUCUCCUCACCAGAGCUGAAGGAAUCGGACCUGGAGGCAGAGGAAUACUCCUCACUCUGCGAGCUGGCUGGCUCGGAGCAGAAGUCGGUGACGUACGACGCCUUGCCGCCCAAGCCCCCGGAGAUGCCCGCUGUGCUGUCCUCCAGCGAGGUGCCCAUGUCCGCUGAGGAGACCGUCAGCACGGUGGAGAAGGAGAGCCCAGCUCCAGCCGCGCGCCUCUCCGGCCAGUCUGUCAUCCUGCUGGGCCCUGCCGUGGGCACAGAGACCAAGGUGAAGAGCUGGUUCAAGUCAUCCCUGCCCCACAUCCAGCCCGAGGAGCAGAGCAGCGGCGGGGAGACGUCCCCCCCGGAGGUAGCCGGUGCCGAAUUGGCCCCAUCAGUCACAGUGAAGCAGCAACUCACCCCCGAAAACGCGCUGGGGAAGACGGAGCCCAUCUCACGGGGCAAGAGCCUCCGCAACAAGAGGGUCCACUGCCGGCUGCCAGAGAGGGACGGCCCCGGCAGUGCCGUGCCAAGCCCCUUUGAUGACCUCCCAGCAGCCAGCAGCGUGGCCAGUGCCUGCCUUGGGCCAGACGGUCAGGUGGAGAUACCGAGCAAGAAUGUCCACAGCCAAACGCCCUGGUUUCCAGCCGAGGGUCUGCCAGCGCGCAUGUGCACCCGCUCCUUCACCGCCCUCGCCGAGCCCCGUGCCAUGGCCCCGCUGGAGGGGCUUAAGCCCCCCACACACCAGGAGAAGCUGGGGAAGAAGCCCGCCUGUGGCGUUAAACAACGAGUGGCUUUCAAAGCCAGGAAGCGCAGUGGCCGGCCAGCCCCCAAGGUGGUCCAAAACUCUGGCGAUGCCACCCUCCUGGUGCCUGGCUUAGUGACAGCGGAGGAUGCGGUGGGGCCGACACCGCCGGAGGGGGAUGCGGUGGAGGUGGGGGAGAGGGACCAGCGGUCGAUGAUCCUGCGCUCCCGGACGAAGACGCAGGAGGUUUUCUACACCAAGAGGCGGCGGGGCAAGCGGGCAGCUGACGUCCGGCUGAAGAACUGCAAGGCGCCCAAGAAGCUCAUCCCCAACAAUCACCUCCCGCCCGCCUUCAAGCUGGCAGCCCCGGGCAGCCCCCACAAGGAGGGCAAGGUGGGUGCCCGGAUGAAGCUGCCUAAAACGGGGCCGGGCGUGGGGGGCAAGAUGUCCGAGCGGCCCCUGCACUCGCUGAAGAGGAAGUCCACCUUCAUCUCUCCCAUCCCUGCCAAGAAGAGGAACCUGGUCCUGCGGAGCAACAGCGGCGGUGUGAAGGAGGAGAAGCCAGAGGCCCCCCCCAGCCUCUUCAAGAAGAUGCCUGUGGCCAAGAAGGUGAAAGCCAAGCUGCCCCCCAAGAGCUCUGGAGAAGCCAUCCCAAAGCCCCCACCGCCGAAGGAAGCCCCCGAUGUCUGCAUCAAGAUCACCUCCCGGGCGGCCUUCCAGGAGGCCACAAAGACCAAAGUGCUGCCUCCCCGCAAGGGCCGCGGCCUCAAGCUGGAGGCCAUUGUCCAGAAGAUCACCUCGCCCAACCUGAAGAAGUUCGCCUGCAAACCGGCAGCCACGCGGCCCCCCGCGGUCCCGGGGGCUGAGCACCUCUGCCGAAACCCCAACGGCCGAACACCGAAGGGGAAGCUGGGCGGCGGGAAGAAGCUCUCUGUCGAUGGCUGCCAGGGAGAAGCCUGUGCACCGACCCCGGGGGCCCAGCCAAGCUCCACCAUGGCAGCCAAGAGCCUGGGGCUCCUGCCCAAGAAGAGGAACCGCAAGGGCAAAGCGGCAGCGCUGGGCAUGGCCAAGGCACCUCUGGGCCCCACGCCACCACCGCUGCCCCGGGAGCGUGCGGCUGGCCCAGGCGGCAGGGAGGAGGCGCCACGGGAGGGCAAGAAACCAAAGAGCGAGGAGAAGGAGGCAGGGGGCAGCGAUGGCCCCCCCGAGGGACGCCCCACUGCCGGGCCAGCGCGGGGGCCAAAGCCACGGGCCAACCACUCCAACUACAAUGGCUACUCCAAGCGGCAGCGGAAGGGGCCGGCCCACCGCGAGGGCAAAGGGGACAGAAAAAAGUGUGACGCGGGCCGCGGGCGGCCUGAGCAGCCCCCGCUGCGGCCCCCCGCCGAGCCCGAGAUCCGGCUGAAGUACAUCUCCUGCAAGCGGCUGCGGGCGGACAGUCGGGCCCCCCCCUUUGCUCCCUACGUCCGUGUGGAGCGACGCGGCGAGUUCACCACUGCCUGCACUGUUGUCAACUCACCCAGCGAGGAGGCCCGGCUACAACGGGGACCGGCUGGACCGGCGCCGCGACCGCGGGCAGCCCUGCCCGCCUCCUCCACCAUGCACAUGGGGCCGGUGGUGUCGAAGGCGCUGAGCGCUGCCUGCCUGGUUUGUUGCCUGUGCCGCAACCCCGCCAACUAUAAGGACCUGGGGGACCUCUGCGGGCCCUACUACCCCGAGGACUGUCUGCCCAAGAAGAAGUCGCGGCUGAAGGAGAAGGCGCGGGCAGAGGGGGCAGGCGAGGACACCAUCCUGCCCGCCGCAGCCGAGCGGGCACCCCGAGGGACGGAGGGCGGCUGCGGUGCCGGCAGCAAGGCGGCACGGCGGGAGGGGCCCGCCGAGGCGGCCAAGCAGAGCGCACUGCGCUCCAGCCCGCGGGGCAUGUUUCGCAGGCUGCAGAGCUGCUACUGCUGUGAUGAGAGGACAGAGGGCGAGGAGGCGGCCGAAAAGCCCCGGCGGCACGAAUGUCACAAGGCCGAGUCCCCGCCGCAGGAGCCGGCAGGCGACACGCAGGAGCACUGGCUGCACGAGGCCUGUGCCGUAUGGACCGCUGGGGUUUUCCUGGUGGCGGGGAAGCUCUACGGGCUGCAGGAGGCCGUCAAGGCGGCUGCCGACCUGAAGUGCUCGAGCUGCCAACAAGCGGGAGCCACUGUGGGCUGCUGCCAGAAGGGGUGUCCUCACACCUACCACUACGCGUGUGCCGUCGACACAGGUUGCUUAUUAACUGAAGAGAGCUUCUCUCUGAAAUGUCCCAAACAUAAGGUUCGGUGUCUGUCCCCACCCCCCGAGUCCAGCACACACUGGUAUAAAUAA
Molecule: messenger RNA, 5061 nt
Organism: Nipponia nippon (crested ibis)
Lineage: Eukaryota; Metazoa; Chordata; Aves; Pelecaniformes; Threskiornithidae
Source: RefSeq, a predicted model, not a curated record